Messenger RNA from Oncorhynchus kisutch (coho salmon), 4830 nucleotides. RefSeq names its product signal transducer and activator of transcription 4 (gene stat4). The coding region runs from base 102 to 2372 and encodes 756 amino acids. Gene Ontology annotation, molecular function: DNA-binding transcription factor activity; DNA binding. Gene Ontology annotation, biological process: signal transduction; regulation of DNA-templated transcription. The record is from RefSeq and is a predicted model, not a curated record. The transcript is spliced from 23 exons. Lineage: Eukaryota; Metazoa; Chordata; Actinopteri; Salmoniformes; Salmonidae.
AGCCCUAUGACACGACGAACAACAUAAAACGAUAAGGUUUGAAACAUAUAAUAGGCUAAAAGAGGAAACGAGAGCGAGAGGAGCAAUUGACAAGCAUUCACAUGACUUGUGUCGCCGAACGUGGAUAUUUCUGUGAUAGCGCACCAGUCCAAAGACACAGCAUGAGUCAAUGGAAACAAAUUCAACAGCUCCAGAUCAAAUACCAGGAGCAGGUGGGCUACCUUUAUGAUGACAACUUCCCUAUGGACAUACGGCAGGUGCUCUCCAACUAUAUUGAGAGCCAGGACUGGGAUACUGCCGCAAACCAUGAGUCCAUGGCGACAGUUCUCCUCAGCAAUCUCCUGUCUCAGCUGGACAGGCAGUGUUCUCAGGAACAGAACUUCCUACAAAGACACAACUUGAAGUUCAUCUACCAGCAGUUACAGACUAAAUGCAAAGCCAACCCUCUGCUAAUGGCCGGGGUCAUUUCCACUUGCCUCAGAGAGGAGCGUCGUAUCAUCUCCACAGCCAGCAUUCAGGAACAGGGCCCAUUGGAGAAGUCAAUGCAGAAUUCGGUGGCCUUCGAGAGACAGAAGAACAUGGACAACAGGGUGGCUGUGAUCAGGAGUAGUGUGCAGAUGAUGGACCAGGCAGUGAAAUACCUAGAAGACAUGCAAGACGACUUUGACUUCCGCUAUAAAACUCUCCAGUCUCGAGAUCCAGUGGACAGGAACACAGCGGCGAUGAAACAGGAAGUGACCCGACUGCAGGAGAUGCUCAACAACCUGGACUUUAAGAGGAAGGAGAACCUAUCUAAGAUGAGUGACGUGAUAAAAGAGAUUGAUGCUCUGAUAGUCUCCCAGCUGAACCCAGAGCUGAUGGAGUGGAAACGCAGGCAGCAGGUCAACUGUAUAGGUGGCCCACUGCUCACUGGACUGGACCAGCUCCAGAACUGGUUUACUCUGACAGCCCAAAGUCUGUUCCAGAUGAAGCGUCAGCUGGACAAACUGGGGGAGCUUAUAUUAAAGGUGACGUAUGAGAGUGACCCCAUCCCACUGCAGAGACCGCAGAUGGAGGAGCAGGUCAAAUACCUCAUCUACCACCUCAUCAAAAGCUCCUUUGUGGUGGAGAAGCAGCCAUGUAUGCCAACCCACCCCCAGAAACCACUCAUCAUCAAGACCGGGGUGCAGUUCACCACCAAAGUCAGAUUGCUGGUCAAACUUCCAGAGGUGGAUUACCAACUAAAAGUGAAGACAAUAUUUGACAAGGACCUCCCCCCUGGCAGAGUAAAUCGUCAGUUCUUCAUCCUGACUACCACCACCAAAGUAAUGGACGUGGAGGAAUCAUCCAAUGGCUGCCUGUCUGUAGAGUUUCGACACUUGCAGCUGAAAGAGAAGAAAUACGUUAAUGGAACCAAGGUGAACGAGGGUCCUGUCUCUGUGACGGAGGAGCUCCACUCCCUCAGCUUUGAGGCCCAGUUCAACAUACAGGGCAUUAACAUCGACCUGGAGACCUGCUCCUUUCCUCUAGUGGUCAUCUCCAAUGUUAGCCAACUGCCUGGAGGUUGGGCAUCUGUCAUGUGGUACAACCUGCUGACUGACGAACCCAGGAACCUGGGCUUCUUUGCCAGUCCUCAGCGGGCCAGUUGGGGCCAGCUCUCUGAGGUACUGAGUUGGCAGUUCUCCACCUUCGCUGGACGGGGCCUCAACAGGGAACAGCUGUGCAUGCUAGGAGAGAAACUCUUGGGUCAGCAAGCCUCCCAAAACGAAUGUCAGGUAUCCUGGUCCAAAUUCUGCAAGGAAAAUAUUCAUGGGAAGAAUUUCAGUUUCUGGAUGUGGCUGGAUUCCAUCCUGGAGCUCAUCAAGAAGCACCUACUUCCCAUCUGGAACGACAACUGCAUCAUGGGUUUUGUCAGUAAGGAGACUGAGAGGGCCCGUCUGAAGGACAAGGAGCCUGGGACUUUCCUGCUGCGCUUCAGCGAGAGCCACCUGGGCGGGAUCACCUUCACCUGGGUGGAGCAGUCCGAUAGUGGAGAGGCCAAGUUCAUCUCGGUGGAGCCGUACACCAAAUCACGCCUCAGCGCUCUCCCGUUUGCCGACAUUAUCCGGGACUACAAGGUCAUCGCAGACGGAGAGGUCCCUGAGAACCCACUAAAGUUCCUCUACCCAGACAUCCCCAAAGACGAGGCCUUCGGACGACUUUACAACAGCCAGCAGAGCAAAGUCUUUCCAUACAUACCAUCUAUGCUGAUCCCCAUCUCAACUUUGCAAACUACACCUCCUCCCUGCUCCUCCCCAGAACCCCCCAUGUCCCCUGGGAUGUUUGACAUGCUCACCCAGCACCUCAGCCCCUUGGAGAUUGAGACUGCCAUGAGUUCUCCGUACUCCGAGUAACACAAGAUGACCUGCAGAGUAUGCCAAGUAACACAGUCUCUACUGAAUCCCUGCACAAGUGUAAUUUUCUCUUACAUUUGAUCACAAUACAUUGCUCUUCUACCCAACUGUUAGUAUUGUCUUUGAGCCCUUUGUCAUGAAAACAAAGAUAUAAUAUUAUGUUUUGAGCAUAAAGUAGAUAUUACAAGCAAGGCGGUAUUGAAUGUGUCCAGAAUACAUCCAGCUUGUUAUGUCUCUUCUCAUAAAUUGACAUCUUUAUUACUUCUGUGCAAGCACACUAUUGCUUUCUGUUUGUGUCUGUGUGCACAAGUAAUGUUAGUAUGUUAUUAUAUAUAUAUAUAGUGUAUCAUGCCCCGCUAUCAAUAACCAAGUUUUGUACAAAUAAUACAUGUUUAUUAUCGCUUUAAUCACUUUUUGUGUUUUCAUUAGUUUACCAAUUUGAUAUUUUUGCACUUAGAGCCCAAGGUGUAAUGGUCCCAUUUUCAUUGACACGCCUUUCCACCAUCAAAAGGGUUAAACAAAAUAUGAUUUCCCGCUUUCAACUGUCUUUACCACUGAAUAAUAGUAUACCUGUAGGUAAUAAUAAUAAAUAAUAAUUCAUGAAACUUUUAAAGUGCUAUUCAUUACAUGAUAGUAGGGUUGAAUAGUGGGAACCCGGUUAGCGAGAUUUAUCUCCCAAAUCCACUCCCUUUCCCAGGAUAAAUAACUGCAAGAAACCCGUACAUUUUUAUACAGUUUUAUAUGAACAGCAUGGUGUGAAAUGGAACUGUUGAAUGAUAUGUGAUGACAGACAGUACAUCUCAGUAUGGAGCACAGUUCACAAUGCAUGUAGACCUAAUCAUCUCAUCACGAUCACUUUUUUUCUUGUCAAAGGUAGGCCUACAUUUGCCGCAGCGUAGUCUAUGACACAGUAAUAUAAAGGCCGAAUUUGCCUCAAAUUUACCCAUCUCCAUCUGGCUUUCAGGGGUCACCUUGUUUUUUAAUUGUAAAGAUUAUUAUGUGUUUAAUUGCAGCUACAGAGUUUUAAAGCAGCCUGUCACUCAAAUAUCUUGCUUUAAAUCAGUGUAUGCCCCAGAAGCUCUCUAUCUUACUUUCUCUCCAUCAACUCCAUUCAAAUUGCAUCCAAAACAGACAAUCCUGUUGAAUAUUGAUAUAUAGCCCUAUAUAUAGAUGUCCUAGCCUACCUCUUUUAGGUAAAGAAUUCAAUGCAGUUAUUAGCCUUAUAUUUAGCAAAUUAAUGAUGGUUAUGCAUAGUAAGCUUCUAACUUAUGGCCUCUGUCUCUUGCGCAAUACCUGUGCUCAGCUGGCCUUUCCUUAAAAAACUCUCCUUAGCUCUUGGAGUCCCCUGCAGGAAAGCUAGAAUAGCUUGCUGGACCAUGUUUUAUUUUUAGCAUUUCUUAUACCAAUAGACUAUUCUAAAAAGCUAGCAAGCUUUUUUUGCUGACUGUUAAAUACAGCAGCCAAUAGAACAGCAGCAGCCAGUGAACACGCGAUGGCAGUAGGCUAUAGGAGUUAUUUAUUCAGACCCAUAACCAUUCAAUCUUUGUGAAGACAAGUGAAGGCCUUCUGUAUCUAAUUCUAGUCCUAUAUUAUUCAAGGAUGACAUUAGAAUGAUAAGAUAAGGACAACUAAACAUAUUUCAUUUAACUGUUGAAAGCGAGGAAGGAAUGAAGCAACAUUAGAGAGAGGAAGAGGAGGUAGGCUAAUAGCAUUAGGGAAAAUAUUAUCAAAGGUAUAUACUGUAUAUGCAUCAGCCUACUAAUUAUACAAAUAGGCCCUAUCAUAUUUCAAAAUUAAAAUCUAAUUCACUAGCCUAUACUUGUAACUUUGUAGCCCGCAUGUGGUUCAUCAGAAUUGCAUGUUCUCUUCUGCUUUAUCAUGGCUUGAAUGAUGUGCGUAAUUCCAGCCCAUAUAAUACAGUAUAAUACAAUACAGUACAGUAAUACAGUUCACACUCAAAAAGAUUUUACCUACAGGAGCUAGUUUCAUGUAUUUGCCCAAGAGAGCAUAUAGCUGGCUACAUCUAUGGGCUUUUUUUCUGUUGUGCGUAAUGUGCUUUAGCCUAUAUCGUAUAUGUGUUGGAUAACGGCACAAUAAUUUGAUAUUUUUGGGGGCUUGGGCUCAUUAGAUGUCGUUCAUGUGGGGCUCAUAAAAUGUAGACUAUUUCUUAUCAGGCUCAGGUAGCAUCAGGUUUGGAUUUUCAUGUGGAUCAAAGCUCUUUUAUAUGCUUUAUAAUGGUUUUGAAUGAUACGGGAAAUACCGGGUUACCCAGGAGAAAAGUGAUUUUAUUCUCAGGAUGGAACAUUUGUAAAGUACCGGGAACAUAUUCAACUCUACAUGAUAGUAAUGGUCCAUGGUCAACACUCACAGUGGAUGUGUCACGUAUCAAUACUGCACUGGACAAAGCAAUAAAAGUCAUCAGAUUUGCUCUCCUUGAAUAAAGGUCACCUCCUUGGAA